CCGAUUGCUUCUGAAAUUUCUAAAAGAUUUUACACGGACCGCACAGACAACUCUGCAACUACGAUAACAAGGAGACUUUGUCAGUAGUGUGACUCUUACGUACGUGGUAGUGGCUUGCUAUUUAUUUCUGUUGAUGUUCCCUAGAUCUACAUCUACGUUCGAUUUGAAUUGAAAGUCAGAAUGUCGGGACAGCACGACCAGGAACAAGACAAUGUUGAGCGCCUCGCGCACGAAGAAGAAACCUUCGUGGUCCCGGAUGAGCAGAACGAGGAGGACGACGCGCGGCUCCGGGCGGAGCUUGAGGAGCUCUCCGAUCUAGGGGAGGAGGAUGACGCGGGAUUGGAUUUUUUGGACGAAGACGAGAUGCAAUUAGGCGUCGAACUCGAUGGUGAUUUGGAAAUGGGUGAAGACGAGGACACCUCCGUUUUCACUUUUUCGAAGCACGAGGACGCCGUGUUGAAUUGUUGCUUCCUGAACCCCUGGACGUUUUGCACCAGCGGACAAGACGACCAGGCGUAUGUGGUGUCACUGCAAAAGUCGACAUCUUCCGGCAGCAGUGCCUCCUCAUCUUCAACUAGCGUGGUCGCAGCAGAUCGAGAGUCCAGCGACAAUACCACAGGUGACGUGGACAUGGCGGACAGCACGGAAAGAAACAGAAACAGCGACAUCAAAGAGCCCUGCGUCGAACCCGGCCAAGAACCUCUGGAAUUGGUUUCCGUGGCUGCUCUCGAAAAACACACCGACAGCGUGAUUGCCGUCGCGAGAAAUCACAGCAGGACAGAAGUAUGCACGGUGGGCUACGACGGGGUAACGCACGUGCACAAGGUAGCGGUCGACCCCAGCAAUAGAUCCGUCUCCGCCACCCUGUCCCACACGUUAGAAGGCCCGGGAGCGGAACUGGAAUGGGGCUGCUGGCAUCCAAAGGGCAAUAUUGUCCUGGCGGGCAGUGCGGACACCACCACGUGGAUGUGGCACGGGGACAGUGGGCACUGCAUGCAAGUCUUCAGCGGGCACCAGGACGGCGUCACGUGUGGCGGUUUCAUUCAGGGUGGCAAGCUCAUCGCCACGGGCUGCAAGGACGGCCAGGUCAUCGUCUGGGCGCCCAAAUCGGGGCAGUCCGUCGACCGACUUCAGGUCGUUCACGAACAGGAGAUUACGUGCCUUGGCGACACGAAUCAGGUAAUAGGUCAUACGAAUCAUAGCGAAAACAUGGGAAAUUCAAAUGUUGUUCGGAAAACGAAAAUUCUAAACGCAGGAACGUUGCCGUUGGUAGCCGUCGCGGUUCUGAAUCUUCUGCAUCAAUUUAGUGAAAAACAGUGAAUCUUCAAAAUAACUCAUGUUGUUCAAGUUCAUGAGGUUAAAAAUACCACGCACAAACACAGGUGGAUGUUGCUGCAAGCGGGUUGAGCAAAACCCAAGUGCAAAACCUUUUUGCGGUCGGCACGAGUGAGGGCGAAGUGCAUCUUCUGACCAUGUUGGAGACCGGCAAGGGAAAAGUGGUGAAGAGCUUCACGCCCGCACACGAAGGAGCAGUCGAAGUGGUCAGCUUCCAACCAAGAGUUGCUGGGACCUGGCAGCCGGAUAUUUUCCUGGCAACUGCGGCACUUGACGGAAAGGUAAAUUGCUUUUCAAAUUUCUCCAAAGCAAAUUCAGGUGGAACAAGAUAACAAGGGCUUUAUCGCUUUCAUCUUGUGUAUUGCCUCACGUUUGAGUAAAAGAGAAAUUGAGUUUCCUAAACUUGCAGGUGAAAAUGUGGAACUUGCGCAACUUCCAUGCCGUUCACGACGUGCAAGCUCACGAGUGUGGGGGUGUUACAGCGCUGAAGUGGACACCCGGUGGGGAGUUGCUAAUCAGUGGCAGUUUGGACUGGACCGCACGCGUCUGGAGUCCGCACACCGGGGAUUGCCUGCACACGUUUUGCGGGCACCAGGAUUCCAUCCUUGCAUUGGACGUCCUGCUCGCGGACGAUGCCGGAGAUCGAGAACUGGACGAGAAAGACAAAAAUGCUCGCUGGAAAACGCUCCAGGUGGUCACAGCAUCCGACGACAAAACCGCGAAAGUAUGGAGGUGGCGCUUUUCGCCGUUCUUGUUGUGACGAGGGAGGUGGACGAUGUGGAUCGCGUAGUCUGGCUGGAUGUGUGCCACUCUCGAAAUCUAGAAAAGCGACUUUUUCAUCGUUGAGACGACAGGGACCUUCUGAGCAGGAUCCAUAGGAAUAACGCAACACAUUUGCGCCUGUAGUAUGUGAGGAACUUAUGGUUCUGAAGUACCUGCAUCUGCAAGUGCAAGGACACUGUUGUAUCAAGUUUGAAUGAAACAACUGUAAUACAUGCUACUACUAGUAGUGCAAGUGCUCGCCCUCGCAGAAGGAACUAAGUACAAAAAGAAAUGGCGCAUCCUGGCACACGUUCUGUGGCGCAUACGUGCAGGUGCACAGCGAUG
This is a messenger RNA of Amoebophrya sp. A120, 2442 nucleotides long. The record is from the annotation of a GenBank genome assembly. NCBI's taxonomy places the organism in Eukaryota, Dinophyceae, Syndiniales, Amoebophryaceae.